Scomber scombrus (Atlantic mackerel) is the source of this 3839-nucleotide messenger RNA. RefSeq names its product collagen alpha-1(XXIV) chain-like. Lineage: Eukaryota; Metazoa; Chordata; Actinopteri; Scombriformes; Scombridae. Bases 1 to 2991 code for a protein of 996 amino acids. The transcript has 44 exons. The record is from RefSeq and is a predicted model, not a curated record. Gene Ontology annotation, molecular function: extracellular matrix structural constituent.
AUGAUUGCUACUGACAUGGGGGAUCUUGGGCCUGAAGGGCUACGAGGACUACCUGGUCUGGUGGGACCUCAGGGCCCAGGAGGACGAGCCGGCCUGCCUGGAUUGAAAGGUGAUAAGGAUGAAGUGGGACAAAGGGGCGAACCAGGAGAGAUGGGGUACCAAGGCGAUAAGGGUUCUGCUGGUGUUCCUGGUCCUACUGGUCCAAGAGGAAAACCUGGACCACCGGGCAAAAUUGGUGAGAUGGGGGCACAAGGACCACAUGGGCCUCCAGGACCAGAGGGCUUUCCAGGGGACAUUGGAGUACCAGGGCCCAACGGUCUACAAGGACCAAAGGGUUUGCAGGGUGCAAGAGGGCCCCAAGGCCCGCCCGGGCCACAAGGGAUACAGGGUCCAGUAGGCCUGAUUGGGAUAGCUGGGGUGAUAGGAGUUCCUGGUGAAAAGGGUGACCGAGGGCCAGCAGGUCCAACAGGUCCAGCCGGAGAGAAAGGGCCAAGGGGGUACCCAGGGUUGCCAGGAGGUCCAGGGGACAUCGGCAUGCAAGGUGCACCUGGUCCACAGGGGCAGAGGGGCAGUCCUGGCACCGCUGGGACAAAGGGCAGGAGGGGGCCCCAAGGUCCAGAUGGCCCACUGGGAGAACCAGGGCCUGAGGGCCCCAAGGGUGAAAGGGGUGACACUGGCAAAAAAGGAGAACCAGGGUUCAUAGGCAAGGCUGGAAAUCCAGGAGAGAGAGGCCCCCAUGGGAAGCCUGGAAAACCAGGUAUUCCUGGCAGCACCGGGGAGAGGGGGCCCCAGGGUGAACCAGGACCCAAAGGACCUCCUGGAGAGGCAGGACCUGAUGGAGAGCAAGGAAAUGAAGGUGGGCCUGGCAUAGAGGGUGAACUGGGUGCCAUUGGCGAGCCGGGGUUAAAGGGUGAUGCUGGGCCUCCAGGAGUUGAAGGAGAGCAGGGACAGGAGGGAAUCAGAGGUCCUCCUGGUCCCCCUGGUGAAGACGGUCCUCAAGGGAAAGAUGGACCCAAGGGUGAUCCCGGUGAGCGUGGGCCAAUUGGAGAGCCAGGGGACAAAGGGACAGAAGGAGACCCUGGGCCCCCAGGGCCACCCGGUCAGCCUGGGAAACAGGGUUUUCGUGGGCCAGAAGGAAAACUGGGGCCUCCAGGAAACAGAGGACGACACGGAAAGAAAGGAGAGAAAGGUCCUCCAGGUCUUGCUGGUGAGGUUGGCACACGAGGAGACAACGGCCAGCCAGGCGAGGCAGGGCUGAAAGGUGCCAGAGGAACUCGAGGCCCACCAGGUCGGCCUGGAGUCAUGGGGAGAGAAGGGCAACUAGGAUUGCCGGGAUACACAGGUCACCCUGGCAAGCCUGGACCCAUUGGACCACCCGGGCCUAAAGGUGAAAAGGGUUAUCCAGGCGAGGACAAUAUGACCCCAGGACCCCCAGGGCCCUUAGGUGAACCAGGGCCUCCAGGUGAACAAGGAGAGCGUGGAGAGCCAGGGGAUGAAGGAUAUCAGGGCCACAUUGGUACCACUGGAUCUCGCGGGGCAGUAGGACCACCAGGCGCACCGGGAUCACCAGGCCUGCCUGGAGAACCAGGCCCGAAAGGAGAGAUAGGCACUCUGGGCUCAGCGGGAAAGAAAGGAGCAAGGGGGCUGAGUGGAGCUCCUGGCGUCGAAGGGCCAACAGGUUUUCCUGGAUUCACAGGAUUAAGUGGUUACCCCGGCCCAGAUGGUCACCCAGGACUGACUGGUUUACCAGGACUACCAGGAAAACAAGGGCGACAGGGCCAGAGAGGCUUGCAGGGCAAGGAGGGACCUGCUGGACGUCCAGGUCCCAGGGGAGAGGUUGGACUUCCUGGACUGCUUGGAGAAAUAGGACCACAUGGUCAGAAGGGGGAGCCAGGCCUGUCAGGAGACACGGGACAAUCAGGUGUCAAAGGCAUGGAGGGGGCUACAGGUAACCAGGGCAGGAAAGGUGACCAAGGACCCAAAGGACAGCUAGGGCAAUCUGGAGAUCCGGGAAUGGUUGGUUUGCAAGGCUUUCCAGGACCUAAGGGGCCAAAUGGUGAUUUUGGUUUGAAAGGUUUCCUUGGCCCAAAAGGCCCUAUGGGUACUCUGGGAUUCAACGGACCUGUAGGCCCUGAAGGAAUGAUUGGCCCAAUGGGAAAACCUGGGCCAAAGGGUCCAAAAGGAAGCAGUGGUGAAAUGGGGCCCCAAGGACCUCAGGGAAGUCCAGGACCCAGUGGACCCCCUGGUGCUCCAGGUCCAACAAGGCAGAUAUAUGAUGACUCCACAGUCUACAGUCUAUCUGACUCUAACGCUGCCCUCAGGACAGAGAGUUUCCAGAGCACUGAGAUGAGCCUGCCAGACCAGAACUCUGAGAUAAUUAAGACUCUGCGUCACCUGAGCAGUGUGAUUGAGAGCAUCAAAACACCCCCGGGCACAAGAGAGAACCCUGCUCGUGUCUGUAAAGAUCUGCUAGACUGUCAUCACAAGCCAAAAGAUGGUUGGUUCUGGGUUGAUCCAAACGUAGGUUGUACUUCAGAUGCCUUUGAGGUCUUCUGUAACUUCACUGCAGGGGGGCAGACCUGUUUACAUCCUCUGGCCACUAAUAAGAUGGUGUUUGGUGUAGGGAAAGUCCAAAUGAAGUUUCUCCACUUACUAAGCACUGAGGCCAGCCACAGCAUCACACUCCACUGCCUAAGUGAUCCUCCCUAUGACACCACAGACAGCUUCAGCUCCUCUGGCCCCAUACCAAAAGCGAACACCAGGCUUAGGUUUCGUGGCUGGAACAAACAGAUGUUUGAGAAAGACACACUACUUGAACCACAUGUGCUACAAGAUGAGUGCAAGAUCCAAGAUGGCAGCUGGCACCAGUCACGUUUCUUGUUCCAUACUCAGGACAGUCGUCAGCUACCUAUUGUAGAGAUACAGGAAUAUCCCACAUCACAACCCCAUAGUCAGCAACAUAUAGAAAUUGGUCCGGUCUGCUUCCUCUGACACCAACAUCAACGUCCUUUAACCCAUUCACAUAAACUACUAAAACAUAAGGCUGUUACAAAAAUGGCUGCCUACCAAAGAGAGACUUGCUGGAGUGGGUGUCCAUAAGAGUUUGUCAUGAUGGAGACCUGUGACAGGGCCCUGUGUGAGAAACAAAUGCCCAAUAUCCAAUCGAAGGCAUGCCUACAUGGAGCAGCUCAUCUCUGUGGCCAAAGGAAAACAGUGUAUACCAAUAUUUAAUAAAUACAUUUGUAAAAUAUGUUUUGUUUGUUUAAUUGUCAGACACAUGGUGCUCAGGUUGAGUGUAUAUGGACCCAUAUUACUCCCUGGUCAUAGAGUCAGGCCUCACUACGCAGCAGCCUAUCCAAACCACAAUACUCACACCUCCCUCUUACCCAAAACACACCCAGGCCAUCCAAAGCAGGGGCCUAAAGCGAAGGAGCGUGCCAGGUCCCUAACUAAAGGUUUAUAUGAGUGCAAUAGCAUGUGGAUAAUGUGUGCCUGAUUUAAAUAUUUCAAUUUUCAAUCAAAGGCUUUAUUUUACAUUGUUUUCAUGAUAUUUUUGUCUUUAACUACACCUAGUCGGACCUGUUCAUCUUGACGGAUGGUGCUCUACCUCUACCUGCUCAUUUGCUUUCUAGGAUAGUUGCUAAUGUCAAGUUAGUCUUUUUUGCCUUUGUGUUGUAUGUACCGGUUACAUCCAGAUUUGUUAUGUUGUAUAAGUACUUAUUUUGAUUAGGUCAUUUCUAAUUUAUGAACCAUUUUUUGAUACACUACAUAUUUUUUGUAGCGUUUCCUUCUAUGUGGUAGGUUCCUCAGGUGAAACCUAUCAUUGGUGCUGCAAUAAA